GCUGCUUUGGCUGUCUCCAAUGGAGCUCAGGGGUCCCCAGUGCUGCUCAGGGGUCCCCAAUGCAAUCCGAGGGUCUCCCUUCCUGCCCAGGGGUCCUCACCACUGCCAGUGUGUCCCCAGUGGUACUUGAGGGUCCCCAAUACUAUCCGAGGGUCUCCAUUCCUGCCCAGGAGUCCCCAACGCUGCCAGAGUGCCCCCAGUGCUGCCCAGAGGUCCCCAAUCCUGCCCUGGGGUCCCCAGUGCUGCCAGAGUGUCCUCAAUCCUGCCCAGGGGUCCCCAACGCUGCCAGAGUGUCCCCAGUGCUGACCAGAGGUCCCCAGUCCUUCCCAGAGUGUCCCCAGUCCUGCCCAGGUGUCCCCAGUCCUGCCCAGGAGUCUCCAGUGCUACCAGAGUGUCCCCAAUCCUGCCCAGGGGUCCCCAGUCCUGCCCAGGGGUCCCAUGUCCCCUCCCCUCGGGGUCUCUCCCCAGGCCGCGAUGCCGCUGCAGCCCCUGGUCUGUGCUGACACAACCACGCGGGUGAGCUCGGUGCUGAACCGGGACGUGAAGCAGUUUGGGAAGCAGCACAUGUUCGACGCCAGCGAGGAGACCUGCUGGAACUCGGACCAGGGCACGUGCCAGUGGGUCACCCUGGACUUCCCCCGCCCCGUCAAGGUCUCGCAGCUCCAGGUCCAGUUCCAGGGGGGAUUUUCCAGCCGGCUGUGCACGCUGGAAGGCUGCAGAGCAGGUGAAGAGCUGGUGAAAAUCUCCGAGCUGUACCCCCAGGACAGCCAUGCCAUGCAAAGGUUCCAGGUGGAGGAGAAGGUGCUGGACAGGCUGAAGAUCACCUUUGAGAACAGCACAGACUUCUUUGGCAGGAUCGUGGUCUAUCACCUGGGGGUGCUGGGGGAGAGGCUGUAGGACACUGGGGGGGCUGCCCCCGCCCCUGGGGGGCUCUGAAAACCUGCCCCAGCUGCCCCCCAAGGAACCUCCAUCCCCGGGGAUGGCAGUGAUGGAGGGCCACUGCCAAAGGAUCCCCGUGGGAUCCCCUGGGUGGGACUCGGGUGUGCAACCAGAUGAAUAAAGGGUGUCCCUGCUCCCU
Messenger RNA from Pipra filicauda (Wire-tailed manakin), 1078 nucleotides. RefSeq names its product nuclear receptor 2C2 associated protein (gene NR2C2AP). The record is from RefSeq and is a predicted model, not a curated record. Bases 439 to 897 code for a protein of 152 amino acids. NCBI's taxonomy places the organism in Eukaryota, Metazoa, Chordata, Aves, Passeriformes, Pipridae. The transcript is spliced from 5 exons.